Pocillopora verrucosa is the source of this 2595-nucleotide messenger RNA. Its product is annotated as doublesex and mab-3 related transcription factor 3, truncated-like. Gene Ontology annotation, cellular component: nucleus. The record is from RefSeq and is a predicted model, not a curated record. Gene Ontology annotation, biological process: regulation of transcription by RNA polymerase II; sex differentiation. Gene Ontology annotation, molecular function: DNA-binding transcription factor activity, RNA polymerase II-specific; RNA polymerase II cis-regulatory region sequence-specific DNA binding. NCBI's taxonomy places the organism in Eukaryota, Metazoa, Cnidaria, Anthozoa, Scleractinia, Pocilloporidae.
AAAACAGCGGUUCGGCGAGAUGGUGAAAUUAAAAGCCACUCACAUCAGCUAUUCAGUAAAUUUUGCCUAGAGGAGAAAGAGUGUUAAGAGCUGUUAAUGGUCGUUUUUGCUGAGUGCAUCUCUUUGGAAAACGACCAUAGAGAAGUGAAAGUUGAACUAAAAGCACCUCGAUUGGUCGUUCAGUUCAGUCCAACCAGAGCACAAGUAUUAAGUUAAGAAUUAUGAGUGACAGCAAAGAGGAGCCCGAAAAUCAAGAAGAGGAAGAGACCGGCACUUCUUCUACCCUUCAUCACAGAGUUCCGAAAUGUGCUCGCUGUCGCACGCAUGGCACAGUUUCUUGGCUCAAGGGUCACAAACAUUAUUGCCGUUGGAGGGACUGCACUUGUGCAAAGUGCCAACUUAUUACCGAGAGACAGCGAGUGACCGCCGCACGUGUUGCCUUACUGAGACAGCAGAGAAAAGGAGCUGAGUUGAGGGCAAAAUAUCAAAGAGAACUGGAAAACGCCCGGUUGACGUACUCCAUGGUGUUUCAAACCAACGGAUUAGCUGGAUUCCCAAGCAGCCAUCGACACCAUUUUUAUCACCAUCCACCUCAAGCAGAGAUUGGUCAUCUGGAACCAAGGAUAACGGAAAUUAGACCACAAGCUGGUACAGAACCUCUGAAGCGGUGCGGCUCAGUCUCGGAGGAUGAAGAAGAAGAGGGAACCAGCCCCAAAAGAAUUUCCCUCUCCCCAGACCUCGAAGUUAAACCAGAACCUCGCGAGCAUACUGAAAAAGGUGUCCACACCAGCUCCGCCGAGGAAAGAAAAACUCCUGAUCAUUCUGUCGACCAAAAUAUAAAUCCAAACCAUAAAUACCUACUGGAAAACUUUCAUGAAAGGCCUCAUGAUUUCAGAUAUCCAAGGAUUUCAAAAGAGCUAAGUAUGCUGUCUCUAAGGCAUCCACCAAUGGAAUUACUUGGCAAGCUGUUUCCUCACCAUAACAAGGGCACACUGGAGCUCAUUCUUCAGAGUUGCCAUGGCAGCGUAGUAGAAAGCAUUGAGCUAUUGUUGUCCUCUCAAGAAUCAAGAAGCAAUAAUAUGUCAGCGUUGGCUGGAUGCGGCCUUCCUACAGCCAAUCACACUCCUCCCUUCCUGCAUGGUCCAAUGACUCGAAACGUCAUAACGAGACCGUUGCCCAGCACGCAUGCAUGUUCGCCUUCAAGAAUUUACCCACCAUCACCACUUCCGCCGCCGUUGCUCGUGAAACCUAAACCGGAAAUGGCAAUCAAGUUUUCUUCUAUGCCGCAUAACCCUUACGGUGGCGAUUCUAGGCUAGGAGAGCGGGCCUGUGGGCUUCCUUUGAGCCGUUUUUGUAGCAGGUGUGGUCACAAGAUAAACAUGUUUGACAAGUUUUGUGCCCACUGUGGAAAGGUUCUAAAUGAAGCAACUGGUCUUUAAAUCAAAAGCCACCCUGCCAGACUAUGCAUGUAGAAUUGAUGAUACCAUGGAGACAGAACUUAAAUAAGAUUUUAAAUAAUAGAGUAACUGACCAAGUAUGUGUUGAAGUAGAGGACGAAUUUCAAUAACGAUUUCGUAUAAUUUCUAAAAAAGCCUAAUAUAGACAGAAAAGAAUGUAAUUAAGUACUGCCGCGUGACUUCUAGCCUAUUAGUGAAACGUUAUAAAGAACAACAACAGCGAGGAGGCUAUCUAAUAUAAUGAGUUAUCAAAAGUUAACGAUAGUUUAACCCAAUUGAAACUGGCAUUUCAAAACCUCUUAUUUUGUUGUGUAUUUAAAGUAUACAUAUCCACGAGUCCUAUUUUUGAACAAUUCUUUAUAGUAAUCCUAUGUUUUCCGUUAUUAUUUAAAACAACCUACCAGAAUUUUUAACUCAGAGCCUCUUUUCCCAAAUUUGAUUGGACGGAAAGGAAAGACGAGAGUUAUGGCCUUGAUACUUCUUAAUUUCACAACAUUCUAGGGGAGGAGAAAGGCGGGUUUAACUGAAAACUUACUGAUCUAUAUAUAAUUUACAUUUAUCUUGGAUCAUAUUUUUAAGGGACGCAACACUGUUUAAGUGGAAAGGCUAUCACUGGGUGGUGGGUAACUUAGGUCUGGCGUUUACAUGAUUAGUAGGGUUUGAUAAGAUGGAAGUUGUUAUAGAAUGAAUUAUUAAGGUAACGAAAAUUUCCUAUGUUUUUCCGAGUUUACCGUAAUGUAAGGAAUUUUGUACCAAGAGAUCCUCGUCUAGAAAUAAUUAAGGAAGCUGGGGAGACAGACAGAAGUUAGAAAGGUAUUUGCGAUAAUUUAAAGUACACUGUCAAUUUCAGCGAUUUUGUUGUUUUUGUUCUUCUCCCUAACAUGAUUUCUUUUUCAGUAUUCAUUAUCCUAAUCUAGCCGGAAGUGGACUAACAUUAUCAGUUUCAGCUCCUAAGAUGUGAAGGAGGAAAGUGCGUUUUGUGGAAGUUUGCGAAUUCAGCAAACUUCCUGAGGAGAAUUCAUAUUUAAAAAAGAUCACCACAGAUAUUUAGAAUGGAAAGAAAAAUUUAUAGAAAUAACAUGAUAGACUGCAUAACAAUAACAAAGAAAAUGAUGAGAGUAUUAGUCACAAGAUAGAA